Apis dorsata (giant honeybee) is the source of this 918-nucleotide messenger RNA. RefSeq lists its product as uncharacterized. Lineage: Eukaryota; Metazoa; Arthropoda; Insecta; Hymenoptera; Apidae. The transcript has 4 exons. The coding region runs from base 206 to 601 and encodes 131 amino acids. The record is from RefSeq and is a predicted model, not a curated record.
ACUAUAUACAACGCCCCGCCCAAACAUAACUUUGUGUAACAGUUUCUAUUGCACCAAAUGAUGUUCGGAUUCAAGAUGAUUACGUCGUUAAAUUAAUAUUACAAAAAUUAUACAUAUAUUUCUAUUAUAAUAAUAAAAAUUUAAUUAAUAAUAUAAAAUUCAUCAAUAAAAGAACUAUUUAAGAGGAAUCUUUAAAAUUUAUAAAAUGUCCAUUUUAGACGAGCGAGAGGAUUAUCUGAAGAAUCCCUUCUUUGUGAAGCAUGAAUAUGGUGAUUUUACACCAUUUUAUGUCACUGUCACUAUCUGUUCUCUACUAUUUGCAUUUUUGUGCAUUCUGAACAUUGGAUUUUGUUGUUCGCGUCAUCGAUAUUAUUGGCAAAGUCCUCAUACUGGGAACAGAUGGAUUCAACCAUUAUGGACAGUAUUACCGCAUAAAACACCACCUUUGGAUUUAACUGAAUUAGAACCAGGACGUGCUUUUGAGGCACAAGAGAAACAAGAGGUUUUACAAUAUCACGAUCCAAAGCCAUAUGGAACUGCACCACAAACACAAGAAUAUAUGGAAAUGCAAAAACAGAUGCUCUUGAUGCAUUGGGAUUGAAACGAUAUUGCUGUCGUAGAAUGCUUCUUGGACAUGUAGAUUUAAUUGAAAAACUUUUGAAUUAUGCACCAUUAGAAAAAUAAAAAUGUAAAAUUUUAUAUAAUAUUAAGAUAUUAUUAUUUAUAUAAAAAUAUAUUUUUUUAAAUUAUGUGAGAAUAGAUAAAGAAAAGGAAUAAAUAUACAAAUAUUAUUGUAAAAUGAUUUGUAUUUAAAAAUCUUAAUUAUUUUUUUUUUUACCAGAAAUAUGUAAAAAUUUUUAACAAUGGUAUAAAAAAUCGAUUGAUUUAUAACAAGUUCAAUAAAAGUUGCUUCAAAAA